Molecule: messenger RNA, 1080 nt
Organism: Gastrolobium bilobum
Lineage: Eukaryota; Viridiplantae; Streptophyta; Magnoliopsida; Fabales; Fabaceae
Exons: 9
Coding region: 1-1080 (359 amino acids)
Biological process (GO): DNA recombination; DNA repair; DNA replication
Cellular component (GO): nucleus
Molecular function (GO): DNA binding
Source: RefSeq, a predicted model, not a curated record
AUGUACUUUCUUAGAAAUUUUGGAGUUGGAUUGAAUGGUAAAGGUUUCAAGGCAACUAGGCAUGUUUACAGAAUUUCUUUCAGCUUAAGGACAAAUGUUAAGGCCAUUGCUGAUGCUACCAUACCUGUCAAUUAUGUCAUCGGUUUACUGACUGGAACUAGCGAAGUUGAAGAGCAUGAUGUGUUUGGUAGGAAAGCAAAAAAAAUUAUGUUGGAGCUUGACAACCUCAGGCUUGGAAAUGUUUCAGCGGAUUGUAUUCGUGGAUUGUCCCAGUUGUCUACUCAAUCGACAUAUUCCUUUGAGAAUGAUUUUCCUAAAAAUACAGAAAGAAAGUGUAUUACUGAUAUUAAAAUUUCUACCGAGGUUAUGACGUGUAUUGCUUACGGAACUAUCAAAGCAAUUGAGAGUAAAUACAACUGGUGGUACAAAUCCUGUAAGAAAUGCCCGUAUUCUGUUUGUGAAGAUUAUGAGAAAUGGUUUUGUAAAAACUGCCAAAAACAUUGGAGUGAUUAUCAACCAAGAUUCAGUGUUCAAGUCAGAGUUGUUGAUAACACCGAUUCUGCAUCGUUCAUUCUCUUUGAUAGAGAUUGUGUUACUUUGUUGGGUAUGAGUGCUUCUGAUUUGCGUGAAUUGCAAUACAAGAGGGGUGCUGAUUUGGAACAUUAUCCAAAAGAAUUUGAUGUUCUUGUUGACAAGUCCAUGCUGUUCAAGAUUAAUGUUAGAAAAAACAAUUUUGACUCAUACAGUGAGCCUAAAUAUCAAGUUUCUAAAGUUUGCACCGACGAAACUAUUAUGUCUUCCUUCAUCAAGUCUGCAACAGAAUUAAAUGAUGAAACUUUGUUUGAUCAAGCUUUCGACAAUGACAUUGUUGCUGCUGAAAAUGGAAGAGCUGCGGAUGUUGCGAGUCAGACAUGUGAAAGUGCAGAUCCUGUUAAUGAUUCUCUGUCUAUGAUGACACCGUCUGUCAAUUCUAAUGAAUUUAUAGACGAAAUUGGUGAACGCUCUGUUGUCCAUACAAUUAAAAAAAUUAAAUUGGAGAAAUUUUUUGAUGCAGCGAAUGAAGACAACGUGGCAGAUUAA